UCUCUCACUCCCCAAAAACACACACACAUACUCUUUUCCGCUAUUUUUCUCUACACUUUCCCCCUCUCUCUCUCUCAUCCCACCAAACUUUCAUUUGGUGUUGGAAUUGUGAGUGGAGAAAUUGAAUCCCAAAUGGAACAAGCCGCCCCCGAAUUCUUCGAAGCCGGCUGCUACGACGCCGUCUUGACGUCGGAGAGGCGCCUCUCUGACGCCAAAAACGGCGACAAUUUCAUUGUCGAUGACCUCCUCGACCUCCCCAACGACGACACUCUCGUCGCAGGAGAGCCCGAGCCCGGCCUCGACGCCACCGUCACCUCCGCCGACUCCUCGUUCCCCGUCGUGGACCCUCAUUUCUCCGCCACCGACGUUGGUGGGGCCCGCGCACCCGCCGCAACUGCCGGCCACUACUCCGGCGAACUCUGCGUCCCGUACGAUGAAUUGGCUGAGCUAGAAUGGCUGUCCAAUUUUGUGGAGGAAUCAUUUUCAAGCGAGGAUUUGCAAAAGCUGCAGCUGAUUCAAGGAAUGAAAGCCCGAAACGACGACGUUACAUCCGCGCUCCAAUACCCGUUUCAGCCCGAAACCUCCAAGUCGGGCCCCAUGCUGCGGCCCGAACUCUCGGUCCCCGCCAAGGCCCGCAGCAAGCGCUCACGCGCCGCCCCGGGUAGCUGGUCUUCCCGCCUCCUCAUGGUGUCCCCGACCCGGCCCGCAGCCAUCCCCGCCCUGUCUUCCUCUUCAGAGUCGAACGGCACUGCCAGGAAGGCAGGGAAGGCGGCCGGCCCGAAGAAGAGGGACGGGCAAGACGGGGGCGAGGGGAGGAAGUGCCUCCACUGCGCCACUGACAAGACGCCGCAGUGGAGGACGGGGCCCAUGGGCCCAAAGACACUCUGCAAUGCAUGCGGGGUGAGGUACAAGUCGGGCCGGCUGGUGCCUGAGUACAGGCCUGCAGCCAGCCCGACUUUCGUGCUGACGAAGCACUCGAAUUCGCACAGGAAGGUGAUGGAGCUGAGGAGGCAGAAGGCGCAGCCGCCGGCAGCGCCGCCGUCGUAUAUGCACCACCACCAACAUCAAAAUGUGGUAUUUGAUGUAUCCAACGGCGAUGAUUACUUGAUUCAUCAACACAUGGGGCCGGAUUUUAGGCAAUUGAUUUAGGAUUAGUUUGAUAAUGAUGAUAAAGUUUUUAUAUAUGGGGAGAUUUGGACAAAAAAAAAACUAUUUCUAAGAUUUUUUUUGGUCACAAAGUUAUUUCAA
Molecule: messenger RNA, 1248 nt
Organism: Salvia splendens (bonfire salvia)
Lineage: Eukaryota; Viridiplantae; Streptophyta; Magnoliopsida; Lamiales; Lamiaceae
Product: GATA transcription factor 9
Exons: 2
Coding region: 133-1149 (338 amino acids)
Biological process (GO): cell differentiation; positive regulation of DNA-templated transcription
Cellular component (GO): nucleus
Molecular function (GO): zinc ion binding; sequence-specific DNA binding
Source: RefSeq, a predicted model, not a curated record